ACCCUCAGGAGUUCUUUGUGAUGACGCCACAGCUCUGUGAUGCAGGGCUGGACCUUAGAACCAGAGGGAACUUCCAGGGCUCAGUUGCCUGAAGGCAGCACUGUGAUUCAGAAGAUGGAGAAUCUUCUCUUCACUCUGAAGAGCGUUAGUGCCACAUGGCUGAGCCCCAGCUCCGUUUCCUGGGUGGUGGAGAUCACCUUUGCCUUCCUGGGUGGGGUGGGGCUCUUCCUUUUGUUACUCCCAUGUCUCCAGAAGGAUGGAUCCUUACCAUCAAAGAGGAAAAAGAGAAACCUGAAGAAGGUCUAG
Molecule: messenger RNA, 306 nt
Organism: Galeopterus variegatus (Sunda flying lemur)
Lineage: Eukaryota; Metazoa; Chordata; Mammalia; Dermoptera; Cynocephalidae
Product: spermatogenesis-associated protein 31-like
Exons: 3
Coding region: 40-306 (88 amino acids)
Source: RefSeq, a predicted model, not a curated record